UUGUUCUGCUGCAGACUUAACAUGUUUGUUUUGUCCUAACAAAUUAAAACUGAAAAUAGUCAAAUAUUGAUUUAAUUCUUCUUAAAUAAUUCAGCAGAAAUACAUGGAUGCUGUUCAGAUUUUUAUAUAUUUUACAGCUCCAAACAGCGAUUAUAUAAUUGUGUCCACUGGGGGAUUUUUUUGGAUCACUUCCUUAAACUUAUUUGCUUGGCCUGGAACUGACAAACCCAGAAAGCAGAGCUCAGAGAUUCUGUUUUCUGCCAAGAUAUCUCCUUGUGUGUAUCAUCAUGAGAAUCCAAGAUAAACUCCCGGGGAGGUCUCUACCAGUGAGGGGUCAAAAGCAGUAGACAUGAGGCCCAUAAUGGUUUGGGGUUGAAGGUUAACUGAAACCUCAUUAUGAGCAGCCCCCACCUGGCUCAACUUCCUGAAUUUGUUCGUCAUUCACCCCAUGCAACGUCUGUGAUCAACGCAUGAACUCCGAGUUGUGAAACAACUGGAACUUUGGAGCAGCGCCCCUUUCACUGUUCCUCAUCCUGUGCCUUCCCUUUUUUUUUUUUUUUUCUUUCCCCAACUGUCCCCCCUCCUUCCCCUGCCAACUCCCCCCAACUCUGAGCUCCUCCUCUGCUCAAAAGACACAUUUCCUGAUGUCAUUACUAAAUCAAAAUGCUGCUCGGCAAACAGAUGUUGUGAGAGGCCCAAUGUGUGGAUUCAGCGACAUAAAUGAACAAGUUGUGAAAUGAAAACAUGAAGUGUAGAUUUAAUUUAUUCAUUCAUCUAAUUUUUCUUGGAACUCUACUCUCCAAAGUGGUGACAUUAGAAACUACCUCAUAGAUGUAUUGUGAGUGCCAUGAAAUGAAGGUUUCCCACAUUAGUAAGCUUUCCUUACUCACAUGCAUGUGUAAAUACAGUUGGCCCUUUAAACAACUUGUCAGUUCUGACUAACAACUUGUUGCAGGUUUGGUCAAAUUAACCCAAAUAUGAAAUCAUGGCUGUCUGCGCAGCACACCCUGCAGAGUCAUGAUUACAUCCACCCCAAAACGCUAAGCCCUAAAUGUUUACUUAUGUUUCCUAUUUGGCAGAGGCAGCCCAAAAGGCAAAUAAAUCACAUGCUGUGAGCUGGCCAGGCCUUCGACUGUGAGAAACUGAGACUAAAAAGCAGAACAAGAGUUAAAGAGUAAAGGGUUUUCAGAUGUGAGUCCAGCCCCAGCUUGGGUGUGCUCCCUUUUAUUUGGGAGAAUGGAGAGGACAAUCUUUGUUGCCUCCACCCCUUUAAAAAAAGGAAGAAAAUCUUAAAGAAGCGUGUGUUGGAGAGGGGAAGAGCUGCUGCCAGGGAGCAGGGCCAUCAGACAGAUCUUCGAAGAACAUCUGGUAACCGCGGGUAACAUUGUUUGGACAUCUGGUAACCGAGGAUUACACUGCGUCUCUUCCAUCCUGUCGGGUUUCCUGUUAUGCCUCGCUGUACACAGUCUAAGAAGUUUAGGUGUGUUAUACAUGGUCAUCAGCUGGGGGAAACACACCUUUAUUCUUUUUUUCUGACAUGAAGGGAGCACUUGGUUUCAUUGGGGUAUUCCUCUCCUUUCUCUCCGAUGCCACUGGACAGUCUACCAUUUCAGCUGCCUGUGGAAAUAGUUCUUCUAAAUGUAGCGAUUUGUGCGACGUCUGUCAUCAUUAUUUUUACGGUCAACGGAUGGAAUGCCUCUCCAGCCUGUUUCAACAUCUAUGUCUGUCCAAUUUUGAGGCUUCAAUGGCAUUAUUAAACAGCAGUGACUGGUGCAUUUGGGGUAAUGUGAACAGUUUCUAUAGCAGCAUGAGCAAUUGUACGGAGGAUAUAUCUGACUGUCUCCUCAUCCCAUGGCCCAACCCUCUGGUGGAAAUGACCUUUGUGGAGAUUCACUCCAAAUUCUUCAGGGAUUGUCCCACAGAAGAGCUGAGCGAUCCACCACCAGCCAUCAUCUUGGCCCUGGUGAUCACUCCCAUCUGCCUGAUCCCCAUCAUGGUUAGCCUGGUGGUGCUCAAGACUAAAAAUGGGGACGGCAGCUCCUGAUAAUCCAGAAUCUCUGCUCUAAAAUGGACCUGCUCUCCCUUCUUUCUUGGCCUGAGGACUGCUUGUUUACACAUAGACCACUGCUGCGCUUUUUAUCUCUACCAGUGACCUUGCAGAGGACUGGAUCUUUCUGGCAGGUUUACCUGCACUUCACAGCUCAGAAGAAUUUCGAAUUGGUCCGCCACAGAGGCAAACGCAUUGAGAGACAACACCAAUUUAGAGUUAAUGUUCUGUGACAACACAAUUAUUGCUGUUUAACGACAAAUGUCUCGAUGUUAAUGGAAACUCAGUGUACUAUACUGUAUCUCGUUACCGCUUUAGGGAAAUGACUGUGAUGAAAGUUUUGUUUUCAACCCCUUGACUGGAGACCUGACCAAUGAUUAAAGUAUUGUUCACUUCUAGUUUGCACACAAUAAUCAGAAAACAGAGCUUCGUUCAUACUGGAGAACCCAGUAUUCAGGGUUAUGAAGACAAAAGCUCUGGAGCUUGCAAAAAGUAAAGGCAAAAUACUGUAUAUUCGUGUUGACACUACACACUAUGUAGGACACAAGACAAGGUAAUUUUUUUAAAUUGCUGGACUUCAAACUUUUUGUAUGUAACUCUUUUUUUUUGCUGCUCAAAUUUAACUUUCCUCUGAGUGAAAAACGAUAUGGAUGGAUACAACAUGUGCAAGCUCAACUGUUUUUUAAGCCUGAAUUAGAUUAACGUGUCCAUGUUUGAUCUGGGACAAGGGUCCUUCAAGUGUGUGUAGGGAGGACAGGAAAAUAUAUUGAGUCUAAUGCAUGGAUCUGGUUAUGUGAGUCAUAGCAUAUGGGAGGUUUGGGGUCAGAGGUUACAGAUGGGACACAAUGAAUGGGUGUGCCCAGAAAAGGAGAUCUCCUGGUAUUGUCUAUUUUUGAACAAGACAUCUUUCAGCUCUUUCCCCUGUCCAAACCCUUGUAUCGUUGCAUCAUCUUAUAAUGAUAAAGUAAUUGAAGGAAAGUUUAUCUCCGUCUAGACAGAAGACAUUUAAAUUGUCUGUGCAGCAUAGUGAUAAACACUGAGCAAUGACAAAAAGAUAAGUGUUAUCUUUUGCCUGAAUCAUGCUAAUGUGGAUAUGUAUUGUUCAGUUUUGACGACGAAGCCAUUGUAAGUGCUUUUAGAUUGGGAACAAAAUGCGUAUUUAUAUACUUUGUUAUAUUUCUGCUAUUGUCCGGAUGUACUGUACAGUCUGAGAGAAUACGUCCUGCCUGCUCUCAUACCAUGUACUGUAUGCAUUUUUAUAUACUUUUAAAAAAAUAUUUUAAACCAUUAAAUCUACAGGAUUGUUGGCUGUCGCUUAAUCUUUUGCUCAUCUGGACAGUCCAGUAAAUGAUUGCAGAAACUCCCACAGACAUGAAAGAGGCAGCUUGUAUUAAGUCCAGCUCAUGUUCAGGCGGCAUCAUUGUGGUGAGAGUACCCUUUCACCUUUGUCAGUAUCUGAUCAAGCACUCCCUUCCCUCGAGUGUAGGGCAGAUGGCAUUGCUUGUAGCCUCAGGUAGUGUUUCACUGUGUCUUUGGUGAGAAGUAUAUUGUGGUGCAGUUGCUAUGCUGCGCAAGUGCUGAUGUAGUGAAGGAAGCAAUGACAGCAGUCAUGUAUCACACCCUCAUCUGGCACACACAACACUGCAGGGUGGGCUUGCGUUUGUGUGUGUGUGUGUGUGUUUGUGUGAGUCUGGCAGGGCUGGGUGGGAAAGUGUGUUCGGUGACCUUCUUCCUCUCUGGAUGUCGGGUCAUCCUCGUCCCCACCCCCGUCUGAUCUCAUCCAAUUUUGUGUUACUCCUUAUUGUUACAACAAACCAGACACCGUUUCUGAUGCCGUUAUGCAAGAUGCGAUUGUGCAAACAAUAUUAAUCGUGUUUUAUCAGUCGCAUUACAUCAGUUGUCCAAAAAAAAUAAAAAAUACAUUAAGUGUGCAUAUUCCUCUCAGAAGACAAGUAGUGAAGGUCAAUAUCCAGGACAUGGGAGUUGUGAAGUGUCUUCAGUUGGGAAACUUUGCCCUCUAGUGGCUUCAGGUGAUACAGGGACAAAGCGAUUUAUGAACAGCAAGUUUUAAAGACCAGCACGUCAGCACUACAACAAAUGUUUUAAGAACUUUUAAAAAAUAACUAAAAAUCAAGCCUUUCUCCGAGCAACACUUGUGUCAACGUGGCUGCUGUUUGUCUUUGCAUACAGACAAACGUGUGAAAUCUAUAGAGGGAGAAAAAGCGGCUGGCGUUUCGGUUGGGCUUUCAAGGAAGGACAGGAAACUAAAAAAUUGAGAAACUUGUAUGUACAUCAAGUCAUUUUUGACUUUAGGCUUAUAAUGAAAAUAAAAUCUGUGAUAAUUCUC
Molecule: messenger RNA, 4394 nt
Organism: Stegastes partitus (bicolor damselfish)
Lineage: Eukaryota; Metazoa; Chordata; Actinopteri; Pomacentridae
Gene: ramp2
Product: receptor (G protein-coupled) activity modifying protein 2
Exons: 4
Coding region: 1538-2044 (168 amino acids)
Biological process (GO): regulation of G protein-coupled receptor signaling pathway; angiogenesis; cellular response to hormone stimulus
Cellular component (GO): cell surface; signaling receptor complex; membrane
Molecular function (GO): coreceptor activity
Source: RefSeq, a predicted model, not a curated record